AUGUCAAACGUCCAUACACAAUCCCAAUUACCAGUGACCAAUGUUGCAACCAAUGAUCAAGCUCCUGAUUUUUAUUUGAAAAUUCAUGAUGAAUAUAAAAAAACAAAGUAUGGGAAAGAAAUUCAUCAAACAAAUUUAAUCAUAGAAUUUUACAAAUACUUAGUUAGAAAUCCUGAAAAGGUUGUUCAAGAUUUAAGAACUUCAGGUCAUCGUACAGGAACAUUAUCAAUUGGUCUUUUCCGGUCUUUUUUACAAGAUUAUCAAGAAAUUAACGAAGCUACAAGAUCCUUCUACAAGAUAGAUAUUCUUGAUUUAAAUCAAAUAAGCAACAGUGGUAUAUACGGUGAUAAAGAACAAGAAGCUAAAAAUCUCAUAACAUUGUAUGCUAGUAAAGCAUUUAAGAAUAUUUUCAAAUUAUCAGGGGGAAAUGUUGAUGGGGUUGCAGCACAAAUAAAAUUAUGUGAUUUACAACUUGGUUAUGGUACUGGCCAUUUACUCUUAAAUGCAAAGCAAGAUUACAUGCUUUUAGAUAAUACAUCGUUGGUUAACUUAAUUGUUCAUACAAUAUUAAGUUCGGAAGAGUCUUACAAAUACCAAACAACAAGAGAUCGUAAGAGAGUCUUCUCAAAGAAAAUUAAUGAAAAAAUUAUGUCAAAAAUUAAUGAAAUUGAAGUGGUUUAUAAAUCCAAAUUUUUGAAUGUUAAUAAUUACUUGGAAAGUAAAAUUCAAGCAAUUCUAAGUUUAAUGCUAGAUAUUCAGAAAACAUUAAAUAAUGACUCAAAAUUAUCAACAAUAAAUUCCAAAGAAAAUGUUUCAACUGAUGAUAAUCAAUUAUUAAAUGAACCUAAACAUCAUUUAGAUCAAUCACCAAAGAAGAGUUCAAAUAUGGAAAAUGUUUCAACUGAUGAUAAUCAAUUAUUAAAUAAUCCUAAACAUAAUUCAGAAAAAUCACCAAAGAAGAGUUCAAAUAAAGAAAAUGUGUCAACUGAUGAUAAUCAAUUAUUAAAUAAACCUAAAUCACCAAAGAAGAGUUCAAAUAAAACUGGUAAAAGAUCUGAUCCAAGCUUUGAUUCUAGGUCAUUAUCAAGAACUCAAGAUAAAAGUAAUGUUAUAGGCUGUCGUAUUGUUUAA
Molecule: messenger RNA, 1131 nt
Organism: Hansenula ciferrii
Lineage: Eukaryota; Fungi; Ascomycota; Saccharomycetes; Phaffomycetales; Wickerhamomycetaceae
Exons: 1
Coding region: 1-1131 (376 amino acids)
Source: RefSeq, a predicted model, not a curated record